This is a messenger RNA of Photinus pyralis (common eastern firefly), 1093 nucleotides long. Its product is annotated as chymotrypsin-1-like. The transcript has 3 exons. Gene Ontology annotation, molecular function: serine-type endopeptidase activity. Lineage: Eukaryota; Metazoa; Arthropoda; Insecta; Coleoptera; Lampyridae. Bases 97 to 759 code for a protein of 220 amino acids. Gene Ontology annotation, biological process: proteolysis. The record is from RefSeq and is a predicted model, not a curated record.
AAAUGACGGGGUUUUUACUGCUAUUUCUUUUAAGUACUGUUUUUGGUGCCACCAUAAAUACUGACUGGCGUAUCGUUGGGGGCCAAACGGAAGCGGAUGGUGCUUUUCCUUACCAAGUUUCUAUACGUAUUGAUGGAAAACAUGGUUGGUGGAGGAUCCAUAAUUGAUGCCACCACUAUUCUCACUGCAGGUCACUGCCUGCGUGGGUUUGAUGAACUGCCUAUGCAUAUCACCGUAGGAUCCAAUACCCUGGACCAAGGAGGCGAUUCGUAUGAGGUAUCUGAGCGCCGACCUCAUGAACUGUUUGACUUGUGGACGACAGGAGUCAAGUACGAUAUUGGAAUAGCGAAGUUAAAGACUCCAAUCGUAUUCAAUGAAAAGGUUAAACCCGUAAAAUUCCUAUCAGAAACCUAUGUAGGCACCUCUGUCGGCUGUGUUUUGUCUGGGUGGGGAAUGACGAAAUACCCCGGAGAACCAGCCAAUGAGUUGCACUAUUUGGAUUUGGUAAACUUUUCUCUUGAAAAAUGCAGCGAGAUGUGGAAAGAUAAGUAUCUUAUGCCAAUUGACGAUUCACAAAUUUGCACUUUUGCAAUGGUUGGUCAAGGAGGAUGCCAAUUCGAUUCCGGCGGUCCAUUAGUUUCUGGAGGCGGAAUCCAAAUUGGUAUUGUGUCAAUGGGAGAUCCAUGCGCCACAGGCAUGCCUGAUGUCUUCACUAGGGUUUCCCACUACAGAGACUGGAUCGAAAAGAACAGACAAUAAUUUAUUCCCUGUCAAUGUAUUUAGUCCAAUAAGAAUAGAUCAAAAAAUGGCAAAUAGGGGAACUAAAUCAUGUAUUACUAAUUCCUUCGGAAAUGUGUAGCAGGAGGUUCUCUGAUCAACAUAUAAUAAAGUCCCCCCGACUACCAGGUGUGCUAGAGGGGCGAGGGGGGGAGACCGAGGUUUUGAUGGUCACAUUUUAUCGCUUUUUCCUUACAAAUCGAAAACGGUGUGUCCUAGAAAAAAAUUCUUUAUGUUGAUUAGGGAAACGUCCCUUACACAAUUCCGAAGGAACUGGUAAUACAUGAAUUAGUUCCUUUAUUUUUCCUAUUCUGAC